This is a messenger RNA of Phyllopteryx taeniolatus (common seadragon), 2877 nucleotides long. Its product is annotated as hepatic leukemia factor-like. NCBI's taxonomy places the organism in Eukaryota, Metazoa, Chordata, Actinopteri, Syngnathiformes, Syngnathidae. The coding region runs from base 16 to 1263 and encodes 415 amino acids. Gene Ontology annotation, molecular function: DNA-binding transcription factor activity, RNA polymerase II-specific; RNA polymerase II cis-regulatory region sequence-specific DNA binding. Gene Ontology annotation, cellular component: nucleus. The record is from RefSeq and is a predicted model, not a curated record. The transcript is spliced from 5 exons. Gene Ontology annotation, biological process: regulation of transcription by RNA polymerase II.
GAAAAAUGCAAAUCUAUGCAUGUGUCGCCCCUUGCCCCGCCCUCCGCUGCUGUGACGUCAUCGGCCUUGCUUUCAGCACAUGGACGUCGGUGUGAAGGUCUGAACGGAGCUGGGAGGGAGGAGUGCUGUGCUGCGCUGCGCUGCCUACCUACCUCCGUCAAAGCCGAGCAGCCUCCGCCCUCCGCCUCCAGUUCGCCGCUUGCCUGCCAGCCUCGACGACGACAACCUGCCAGCUCGCCGCCCCCCUUUUCCAGCGUCUGCGAGUCCCCCCCGGGCCGCAUCACCGGGAUUUCUUGGACGUCUCUGCGAACUUUGUUGGUUUGUUGCCGUCGACGACAUUUGGAGAAAAUGGCCAGACCUCUUCCCGUCAACACAACUUUCCUGCAGCCGACCCACGGCGUGCUAAAGUCGCUGCUGGAGAACCCGCUCAAGCUGCCUUUCCACCACGAAGAAGGCUUUGGCAAGGAGAAGGACAAAGAGAAGAAACUCGAGGAUGAGAGCGGCGCAGCCAACCCUCCGCAGUCGGCCUUCCUGGGGCCGACUCUGUGGGACAAGACUCUGCCGUACGACGGCGACAACUUCCAGCUGGAGUACAUGGACCUGGAGGAGUUCCUGUCCGAGAACGGCAUUCCCGCCAACACGGCGCAAAGCGACCGGCAGCAGCAGCAGCAGGUGGCGCAGCCUCCCUCCCAUCCCCCGCAGCCCCCCCAGGCCCCGGCCGCCCCCUCGGUGGUGGACCUGAGUAGCCGCGCCACCACCUCGGUGCACGCCGGCAUGCCGCUGCAGCAACAGCAGCAGACGUGUUUGCGCAGCCCCAACGCCACAGCGGCGGCGUCGUCGUCUUCGCGCGACACGCCCAGUCCCAUCGACCCGGAGUCCAUCCAGGUGGCGCUGAGCUACGAGCCCGACCCGGCCGACCUGGCGCUGUCGAGCGUGCCGGGACAGGCCGUGUUCGACCCGCGCAAGCACAAGUUCUCGCCUGAGGAGCUCAAGCCGCAGCCCAUGAUCAAGAAGGCCCGUAAGGUCUUCAUACCCGAAGACCUCAAGGACGACAAGUACUGGGCGCGGCGCAGAAAGAACAACGUGGCGGCCAAGCGGUCGCGGGAUGCGCGGCGGCUCAAGGAGAACCAGAUCGCCAUCCGCGCCGGCUUCCUGGAGAAGGAGAACGCCGCGCUGCGCCUGGAGGUGGCCGACCUGCGCAAGGAGCUCGGACGCUGCAAGAACGUCGUGGCCAAAUACCAGGCCAGGCACGGCCCCCUGUAAUCAGACACCUGCCCCCCGCCCCUCCCCCCACCCGCAGCCAGACCUCCCUUUAAGGACAAUGUCGUCAUCACCCUCCUGCCCCCCAACGCACACAAUCGCACACAUGAAAGCCCCUUUCACACUGCCUAUGGAGUGUACAUUUAUGAACCUUCACAGAACUCGGCAAAUGGGAAACUUUCUUUGGGAAUUAACUGGGAAUUGAGGGUAAUUUAAUGGAAAGGUAUCGUAAGCAUAAACAACAACAACUAAAUUGUCAUAAGCACACAUCCAAAUAAAAAAAGCCCUCUUUGCCCACAAUAUUGGACCAACUGACGUCUCGUAACUCAAAAACUUCUAAAUCAAAAGGUCCCAUCUAACUAAUAAAUGUUAUUUUGGUUGUUUUAGUCAGGAUUAUGCUAAAACUCUUUUAAAGGUCAUUUUUAAGAGGCAACCUUCAAUUUUGUAAGUUGCUGCUUUGUUCUCAUUUCUUUUAUGGAUGUGAAAUUCCCAUGCAAAGUUUCCACCUGUGAAAAUUCCCAGAAAUUUGCAACCCUAAUUCCGUUGAAUUGAUGACGGUAAAAAAGUAAGGCGUUCCAACCUUUCAUGCAAAACAAAGCAGCGCUAAUGUUAGUGACCUAGACAUUGCUUUGGUGUUAGCAUUAGCAUUAGUAGUCCAAAUGAAGCAGAAAUGUCAUUUCUUGAUUUGUUUUGACAGUCAGCCACAGUUUGAAAGUUUGCUCGUGACAACUACUGGAUUUAAAGAAACACACACCCAUAAAAAAAAAAACAUGUUCGUGUAUUUCACACAAUAUUGUGAACUUAUUAGUAUUUAUUUUUACCUUUCACACACAAACAAAAAAAAGUCAGGCCGCCAUCUUUGAUGUUCAGUGUGAAAGGCGCUUAAUUGUUUUUCUCGCAUUUUGACUCCCCCCACCCACCACACUGUUCAAGCCAUCACGAUGAGGACGUACCCCACUGACGACACUUUUAAAAAAAAAAUUUUUUUUUAACCUUCUUCUUCUUUGGAUGUUUUGUCACAAUGGUCUCAAUUUUGAUUGACUGACAACACACAUCCUCCUCUUCCUCAUCAAUUUGUGCACUAAAGCGUAGUUCAUAAUCGUCUUUCUCCGUUGUUCUGCCCUCAUUUCAAUUGUCGUUUUUCCAGCAUGAUUUCAUCCUUUUCCCCUUUCUUUGAUUUAAAUUUUUUUUUUUUUUUUUUUGCAAUAUCAUUUUUUUCCGCUUGUAUUGAACAUAGCAUGUACCCCCAACCCCCUUACCUUUCACCCCAUCCCAUGUGGUAGAGCCUUUUGUGUCUGCGUAGUCGCCGCCGCCGCCGCCACCGCCCGUCUGGCCAACAAGAUGGUGGCAUGAAUGUAAAAGAAGAGGAGAGGUUUUUUUUGGGGGGGUGGGGGAGGGGGGGGGGGGGUUCUGUGGGGGUGGCAGGCGGCGUCCAGUUUGUUGCAGACCAAACCAAUCACUUACAGAGAUGAUAUAUUGGUUACCAGAGAUGUUUAUAUAUAAAACCUAUAAAUCUAUGUUGUGGUUUUGUACAGUAUUUUUCCUAUACAUUUACUUAAUAUGUAUUUUAAAGGCACAGGAGAUCCAGAAUAUUAUUAAAGAUUACAACAAAACAAA